Messenger RNA from Charadrius vociferus (killdeer), 874 nucleotides. It is a transcript of the gene IMPA1, whose product is annotated as inositol(myo)-1(or 4)-monophosphatase 1. Bases 38 to 874 code for a protein of 278 amino acids. The record is from RefSeq and is a predicted model, not a curated record. NCBI's taxonomy places the organism in Eukaryota, Metazoa, Chordata, Aves, Charadriiformes, Charadriidae. Gene Ontology annotation, biological process: signal transduction; inositol metabolic process; phosphatidylinositol phosphate biosynthetic process. Gene Ontology annotation, molecular function: inositol monophosphate 1-phosphatase activity. The transcript is spliced from 8 exons.
AAUCUAUGCUUUUGAUAGGCUAUAUAUCUAAGAAAAGAUGGCAGACCCUUGGCAAGAAUGUAUGGAUUAUGCAGUUGCUUUAGCAAGGAAAGCUGGGGAGAUAAUCCGUGGAGCACUCAAAGAAGAAAUAUCCGUUAUGACUAAAAGUUCACCAGUAGAUCUAGUGACAGAAACUGAUCAAAAAGUAGAAAACUUCAUUAUUUCUCUGGUAAAAGAGAAGUAUCCUUCUCACAGCUUCAUUGGAGAAGAAUCUGUUGCAGCUGGAGAGGGCAGCAUUUUGACAGAUAACCCCACAUGGAUUAUAGACCCUAUUGAUGGAACUACCAACUUCGUACACAGGUUUCCAUUUGUGGCAGUUUCAAUUGGCUUUGUUGUAAACAAAAAGAUAGAGUUUGGAAUUGUGUAUAGUUGUAUAGAAGACAAGAUGUAUACUGCCAGAAAAGGAAAAGGUGCAUUUUGCAAUGGUCAAAAACUUAAGGUAUCAGGCCAAGAAGACAUUACAAAAUCCCUUUUAGUAACAGAAUUGGGAUCAAAUCGUGAUCCAGAGACUAUAAAAAUAAUUCUUUCUAACAUGGAAAGACUUCUCAGUAUUCCUAUUCACGGGAUUAGAGCCGUUGGUACAGCAGCUGUGAACAUGUGCCUUGUGGCAACGGGUGGAGCUGAUGCCUAUUAUGAAAUGGGGAUUCACUGCUGGGAUAUGGCAGGGGCUGGAAUCAUUAUUACUGAAGCAGGCGGAGUACUGCUUGAUGUAUCAGGUGGACCAUUUGAUUUGAUGUCUCGAAGAAUAAUUGCAGCAAGUAGUCGAGCUAUAGGAGAGAGAAUAGCCAAAGCACUUCAAAUAAUCCCUCUGAAAAGGGAUGAUGCAACUAACUGA